Messenger RNA from Tyto alba (common barn owl), 8300 nucleotides. RefSeq names its product G protein-coupled receptor 50 (gene GPR50). Gene Ontology annotation, biological process: G protein-coupled receptor signaling pathway. Lineage: Eukaryota; Metazoa; Chordata; Aves; Strigiformes; Tytonidae. The record is from RefSeq and is a predicted model, not a curated record. The transcript has 2 exons. Gene Ontology annotation, cellular component: membrane. Gene Ontology annotation, molecular function: melatonin receptor activity. Bases 1 to 1044 code for a protein of 347 amino acids.
AUGGAGCGGUCGGGGAGCAACGGGAGCUGCCCCGGCUGCCGGCCGGAGCGGGGUCCGUCGGUGCGGGCCGCCACCGUCCUGGCGGCCGCGCUCAUCUUCACCAUCGUGGUGGACGUGCUGGGCAACGCGCUGGUCAUCCUCUCGGUGCUGAGGAACAAGAAGCUCCGCAACGCCGGUAACAUCUUUGUCGUCAGUUUGUCUGUCGCAGAUCUUGUUGUUGCAGUUUAUCCAUACCCUCUGAUCUUGAGUGCUAUUUUCCACAAUGGAUGGACUAUGGGAAAUGUUCACUGCCAGAUAAGCGGGUUCCUGAUGGGCUUAAGUGUCAUCGGGUCCAUUUUCAACAUCACAGUGAUUGCAAUCAACCGCUACUGCUACAUCUGUCACAGCCUUUGGUAUGAUAAACUCUUCAAUCUGAAGAACACCUGCUGCUAUCUCUGCCUGACCUGGAUACUCACAGUAGUGGCAAUUGUGCCAAACUUUUUCGUUGGCUCCUUGCAGUAUGAUCCCCGGAUUUACUCCUGCACCUUUGCCCAGACAGUGAGCACAUCAUACACCAUCAUAGUGGUGGUGGUUCACUUCAUUAUCCCACUGUCCAUUGUGACAUUUUGCUACCUACGGAUCUGGAUUUUAGUGAUUCAAGUCAAACACCGGGUGAGACAAGACUGCAAGCAGAAGCUCAGAGCAGCUGACAUCCGGAAUUUCUUGACUAUGUUUGUCGUUUUUGUUCUUUUCGCUGUGUGCUGGGGACCGUUAAACUUUAUUGGCCUUGCUGUUUCAAUUAAUCCUUUAAAAGUGCAGCCACACAUUCCAGAAUGGCUUUUUGUCCUGAGCUAUUUUAUGGCGUAUUUUAACAGCUGCCUCAAUGCUGUGAUCUAUGGGCUUCUUAACAAGAAUUUCCGGAAGGAGUAUAAAAGGAUACUGCUGACACUCCAGACUCCCAGGUUGCUGUUCAUUGAUGUGUCUAAGGGUGGGACAGAAGGGAUGAAAAGCAAGCCAUCUCCAGCCAUAACAAACAACAGCUACCAAGCUGAAAUACACUUAUGAGUCAGAACAGUACUAUUUAUUCUGGAUUUCAGUUGUAUAUUUAAGAGCCUCUCUACAUGUGCGUUUCACAGCUAGUGUUGCUGGGCCCCUCAUGCAAGGAAGGAGUCUGCUACCUUUCAUGUUUAGCUUAUUGCUGCGACAUCAAGGCUUUGAGUAAGGAUUUUCAGAAUGGAAAUGACUGAUCUUUAUCUUUUUUUUUUUUUUUUCAGAUGCUAUCUUUCACCAUGUGCCUAAUUAAUUGGUUUGGUUGCUUUUGCCACAAGCAUGCCAAUACUCUUGGAAAGGGAAGUGUACAGGGUGCAUAGAGAAAUGCAGUUAUGCUUGAAAUGCAACCUUUAAGAACUGGUAAAAUCACGAUUUAUUUCAGACAAACCUUUUUUCCCUCCCUAUGAAUUCUAUUUUUUUAGCAUUAACAAAACCCAAAUUAUAGCAAACAAAAUGUAAACUGCAUGAUUUUUUACGCUUUCAGUUAUGUAACAGUAUUAGCCAGCAGGCCUACAUAUGGGCAUUGAUGACUUCCACUGCGUGUGCAUUCAUUUUCCUUUUUCUUUUCUCCUAAGGUUUAGAAGCUAGCCUUGGCUAAAUGUGAGGCUGGAAAAAGCCAGACCUAGUGAGUGUCUAAUGCACUCAUUUUAAUUUAAUAUCUACAGAUAUUAAGUACCCUUGCACUCUUCUUCCCAGCCCAUGAAUAAGAAUAUAACAUAUGAUUGCGAAAAGAUACUUGGAGCCUGAUUCUAAUUUAGGUAGUAUCCUGUCAUGGCCAGCAUUCAUUCCAAAUGCCUUUCAGAAGUCCCUGCUACAUGAACAUCAUAAAAAAAGAUGAGCAUAGCAGAGUCCCAUCUGUUUAAUGCAGAUGCUGGCUUUUAAGUUCCAGGAAUAUUUACCCUUGCAGACAAAGGGAGAAGGAGAAGGAAGUGUUUGUUUCAAACAUACCUCCUUUUGCCUACCACAUAGCAUGAAUUUCACAGGGAGGAAAAAAGGUGGAGAAUUUUCUUCCAUUUUAUGCAUGUACAAAUUUAUAAUUAAUUCAUGAAGCUGGGAGAGGAAAGCUACUUAAGCAUAUUCAUGCAUCAAUUCUCAGUUAAAGCCUGAACUAUGUUGUCUGUGUCAUUGGAAACAAUGUCCUGAAGUGCUGGGAAGGCCAGUAUCACAUUAGUAACAAGAACAUGUGCAAAGAGAAUGCUGUUUCUUUAAUGGAGUGUGAGGGAGAAUGACAGCAGCUGUCUGCAAACAUGAAUUCUUUUUUCCUUCACUUCACUGUGAAUUCAUCUCCUUAUGGUUUUAAAUGUGUGUAUCUUGCUUUGAAACAGUCCCAUAAAAUCAACAGGUAAAACUCCCCUGGUUGCAACUGUACCUUCAAGCUAGCAGACCUGGUUUGAUGCUGGUGGGAGAGGCACAGCAGGAGCCGAGUGAUGGAGAGGAGGAGGUCUGAGCCCUGUGGGUCUAAUGAGGGUAGCAGUCAGCCCUGCCUCUAAUCAGAGUGCAGUCCUCUCUCCUUGAUCAGUCAAAGCAGGACUAGUUCCCAGGGCUGAACCCUGAAACACCAAGAACCAUACUUUGCAAUAGCAUGUAUGUGCCUAGAGAUGGUGGUAUGUAGGAUUUACAAAAACCCUGAGCUAAGUGCUACUCCUUAGUGAAGUUAACAAGCCAUUUGUGCACUGCUUGCUGAAAGCAGCUUGUUCCUGAAUGAUACUUCUGCUGAUUUUUGGGUUGGGGGAAGAGGAGUUCAGUGAAAUGAAAUCCUUUUAUGAAGUGGGGCAAGAAACAUUGCAUGGUGCAUUGCUUCAGUGGCCAGGGGGGAUUAGGGGGAGGUGUCUCUGCAUUUACAGGGCAGACUGGCACUUCAUGAAGUUUCAGACUUGAACAUAGCCACUUCACAUGAUUAUUAUUUUAAAAUGUACUGCAGCCACCCUCCCAUAAUAGGAAUCAAUCUGAGUUCUGUUUUGGCCUCUUAAUCUGCCUGAGCAUGGCCAAAUAAAGGUAUCUUGACCCAUGGAAAUAAUGUGGUCCGUUUGCCUUCCAGCAAAACCAGCCUGGAUGAAUUCACACCAUUCCAUGCAAACGAAAUAAUUUUUAGUCAAACUUGGAUAAGAAAAGCACUGUGGAAUCCAAAACUGCACCGAGUGUUUGUCCUGUCAUGCCAAGGAGAUGACCUGUGUUCUGUGACUAGCCUUCAAAGCCUGUGGCAAUUAGCCACAAUGGUGUUAGUUAGAAUCACAUUAGCAAAUAAUUUUAAGCAUCUAGUGCCAAGCCAAACAUGCUCCUUUCAAUCAUGAAGAAUCUUGUACAGGUUUGCCAGGUAUCUCGAAUACCCCACAACUGGGGCUUCAUUUUAUGGAUCCUUGUCUUUUUAACUGAAUGAUCAGUGAAGGCAAUGUGUUUAUUUUUUUUUUUUUUUUAUUUAUUUAAGCUUAUAUCUGCACUAUUUCUCAUUCAUGCUCCAAAGUAACAGCCAGCGAGCAUUUGAACUAAACAAAGUAAGCCAAAGAGGUCCCGAACAGGCAAGCUGUGGGAGUCUCUGCUAGUACCUGGUAGGAAGGAGAGCAGCAGGAGCACGAUAGGGCAUCUCCCCAGGACUCACAGAGAGUCACUGCUGAACCAAACUAUGCAAAAUGAUUGGGGGAUCUGUUCGUCCUCCACUGCAGGGUCUGAACUCGACUCCUGCCCAGGUCUUUGAAGGGGACAGGCUGAGUACGUGCCGUGCUGAGGUGGGUCCUGAGCAGCUCCCUGCAGGGCGGUGCUUAGGAUAAGAGAGAUUUUUAUACUGACUUAUUUUAAAACUACCCAAGCAGCUCCUUAUUAUUAUGUUAAGAAAUCAUUAACAGUGUACAGAGAGUUUAUUUUGUUAACAUUUGUUUACAGAUAAAGGGAAGUGUGUCUUAAACUGGGAAUCCUGAGCAGUGUCAGUGUUUCCCAUUGAGAAACUAGCUUUAAUCAAACUUUGAGCUUUCAAGGAGAUCCCACCAAUUAAAUAAUGCUCUGCCUAUUCCACCUGUUGCAUACUUGGCCUUAAGUCUUAGAAAUAACACUGAGAUCUCCUAUAAACUAGUUUUAAAUCACUUGCUCUGGAUUUGACAUGGUGGUGUUAAAUACCUAUUCUAGCCCCAAACUCUAAACUUGUCUAGGUGGACAUAAAUUUAUGAUGAGGCAGUAUUGCUGUGAAGAAAGAUGAAUCUCUUGCCACAAAGAUAUACUUUUGGCUGUUGCUAAUGAAUAUGGUUUAUUUAAGAAGAAAGUAACCAGUAUAUUUAUAUAUAAAUAUAUACUGCAUAUGCUGUUUCCAUUUUGUCAUUUGAUUAAGAAACCUUCAGUAUAAUUUCCUAUUGCUGUUUUUGUUCACAGUGUAGAUUCAUUCCCUUUACCUGUUAAAACUGUAAUAAAUCUGCCACUGGACCACUUGAUUUUUUUUUUCCACUUGUAGCUCUUUUUUAACAAAUGUUUUGAACAACAGCUGGGGUUUUGUUGUCUCCAAGAAAGCAGAUUGAACUGAUGAAUGCAACUGAGUUCAGGCAUACUUCAUCUGCCCAGCUCUGACCUGCAAGAGAAUGACCCAGUGCAUCUGGAACAUCUCCUUGGAUUCAUAUGUUUUUCUUCCACCUCGCUGUGAGCCAGUUGCCUGCUUGGACUAUGGCAUUCCUCAUCAGGGAAGAAUCUUUCUCCACACCACGAAUGGUCUAAAACCUCUGACACCAUCUAAGGCCCUUUCCCUUUCCUGUGUCUAUGUCUAACAAGUGAACGCAAUGGAAGGAAGGACUGUGUCGCGUAUAUUUCCUUGUACUACAAACUGUGUUGUAGCUGGGAACGAAAGCACAGCUUUCACUUGGGACCUCCCCGGGCUGCAGGGGGACAGCCCGCACUCUCACCACCGGCUGAGAGGAGUCUCUGCUCCGGUAGCACUGCCUCGUCGCCCUCCUCCUCCUCGCCCAGUCGGGCCUGGGUGUUUAGGGAGCCGUGUCCCCCUCCCAACUCCUCCUCACAGCCCCCACUCCUCCCCUCAGGUCGCCCUUCGGAAACGCAUUAGCCCAGAGGGCAGACACACAAAGGGUAAAUGUUUUGCAGACAAGUUCACAGCUACUGUGAAAUUAAAUAUUCAGUUAUAUUACCUGCUGGGUUUCAUCAUUCAGAAAGAUACCUGGAGCGUUUGUAACCAUCCUUUCCUAAAUGAUUUAACUGCUUUUAAAGGACCAUAGUCAGCUGUGUGGAAUUCCACUUAAAUCCCUGUGCCUGGUCUUUAUUACUGCCAGGUUCAGUCAAGCAGCUCAUUCAUACAGUGACUUCUUUGGCUCUUUGCCACGUGUCUUAGAUACCUGCUUCUAUCCCUUGCCCUGUCACUGGGGCAUGGGUGAUUUCAGUGCUCAAAUAUGGCCCUAAAAGGCUAUAUUCCAAUGGUGUUAGGCAAGAAUCCUGAGAAAAUGGGCCUGAGUUGAGAGACCCCCUCAGCAGUGGACUAGGCUGGGCAAGGCAUCUUGGAGCACGUGCCUGGCUCCCACUGGACUGCCUUUGGCUCUAACUGGGAUAUCAGAAUAUUAUUGUUAUGCCAGUAAAGAAUAAUUAGCAUGAUGAUAUUUCUUUCUGUGAAGGGAAGUGCAAUCACUUCUUCAUUUGUUGUAUUUCUAAUAACAAGCUGGUUAAAUCAGUUAUUAAUUCAGGUGAAAUGAAGGUUUUCAUUUCAUGCCCUCUAUUCUUUUAGCACUAGAGGGUAUAAGUCAAAAGGGAAAAGUAACACCAAUAAAGCCUGCGAAGCUGAAGAUGAACAGUGAUUGCUCUGAGGGCUCCCUGGUCAUGGGAUCGACGUGUUUGGUCAGUCCAGAGCUCUGCAAUCAUGCCAGUAGCACCAACCUCCUGGCUUGGGACUGAAGGCUUGGCCUGUGGGAUGCACUUCUGCCACAGAGUCCUUUGAAGCAUACAGCACUGCUUGGGAAAGUCAGUGGAAGAGGCUUUGGUAGCCAGCAAAACUCUGGUCAGUGCUCAUCCAAUGUUUAUUUUUAGGUCUUUUCUUGUCAAGCAAAAAUAUGCUUGGGACUCUAGUGAUGGCACACAGGGUCUAAGGAGUCUGGAAUAAAGACUGAAACAUGCCAGAAUUACUGCUUCAGUCUUUUCUUGUCUCUGCUUCUGUUCUAUUGACUGUCUCUGGCCAGUUCCAGAUUGAGGGGGUACCUGGAGCAUCAGUAACCAGGUGGCUUUACUGUUGUGGGACUGCAGCAAAGCUGAGUGCAGAAAAUGUUAAGAAAUACCAAGCAGGUAUUUGCAGUGAGGAGGUGAAAAAUUGCAUUUAUUGAUUACUUUUUAGGGUGAAUCAAUCGUAAAAAGAAGAGUCAAAAAGACUCUUUUAAUUAUAACAUUAUUAAGACUUAAAUUGGGCAAACUGCCAUUAUAGCAAUUACUCUACUUUGGUGUUCUUAAGGUUGUCUAUUAGGCAGGGUUAGGAGGUGAAACCAUUUAUUUCCUCUACUAUCCAAAUAAUACAUGUCCUGUAACAUUCAGUAAGGCUAGACUCUUCAAAAAGAUCAGAAGCUCAAUUAUUCAUGCUCUAUAUUAACAUCAAUAUUUCAUGGUGAAAAAGAAGCAUUUAUGUGAGCCUGGUGAGAUUUUUAAGCCUCCUUUAUUUUGUGUUGAUUUAGGGAAGUUUAACUCAAAACAGACUGAUAGCAUGGACUUGAUUCAUGUGAAGUUGUUCUGCACAGUUAAGACCUUUAAAACAAGAUGAUGGGACCAUGCCAUGCUUGAUCCUCAUCGUGGUGCAGAUUCCUCCUGUAAAUAUGAUAGAGGACACGGAGCUCUUGAGACAUGAUGGGAAGUCGUGCUGUUAACUUAGCAGGAAGCUGGAGCAGAUCCCAUCCUGGGUGAUGUUCAACUCAGCACCUCAGUUUUGAUUUAUUUGUGCACACAAUUACAAAUAAUGUAGGUGUCCAGAGGAAAGCUUUACUGAAAUACAGGUCACAGAGCCCAGCAGAGUUCUUCAGAGGCGUUGUCUUGUUAAUCUUCAGAGUCUAAUCUUGGAGGGUCAUAUGAUCUCAUCUGACAAAUGAGAUGGAAGUGGUUGUUCUGGCCAUCAUAUUGGCUCUCAUGUGUUCAAAUUUAUAAGCCUAUAUUUGAAUUUUAGUAGUUUAUUCUAGCUCUGGGGAGGAGGGAUUUAAAUCCCUGGAGUAGGCUGAAUUCCUCUGUUGGUUAGCACUAUAACUGAAUCUAGAUAAAGGGAAAGAGCGGUUCAGAAAAGGCAGGAGACAUAAAACCUGGUGAUUUCUGCAGGGGCAAGGUCCACUGAGGUAGGCAGAGAGCCUUUACUGAAGGAAUUGUGGUGCUUUAGUCCUACAGUGUCAUUGAGUAUGUCUUCUGUCUGACAUGCCCUGGUCCUAACACAGUGGGAUGUUGAGGGGAGAGGCAGUGGCAGAAGAUGAAGAUGCACCAAAACACUUUGUCUCUUUCACUGAAACACUCCAUCCUUUCUAUUAACCCAAAUGCUUCCAUUUUUUUCUGAGUUACCUUUCUUGUCUGCACUCUUCUUCCUGUUCUCUUCAGGAAAAAAAAAAAAAAAUUGCUUUUUGGCUAAUUGAUUCUGAUCAGGUCACAGCUAUUCAAAAAACGAAAUCCAAACAAAACAAAUCCUCUUUCUGCAAUCUUCUCUUCAUGGCAUUGUUCAGCUUUGAUUUUGGUGAUUUAUUAGAGCAGUAGUGUUCGCAAUGCUGGAAUCAAAGGCCAGAUGGUACUUCAGUACAAACUUUCAUUCCCAGGAGUCUCGUAACUUGCCUGCAAAACAAAUAGCUGUUGUCCUGUUAAACUGAGGAAUUGUCUUAAAAAUAUGAAUGCCUUCUCUUCCCUCUUCCUUUCCAAGCCCUCCAAGCCCUUCCCCAAUACUCCUUCCAAAAUUUAUGCAUACUGCAAGCAAGUAAACAGUUGUUGUUAGCAGGAGGAAUGUUCAAGAGGCUACUCUGUCAUGGAGGAUCCUGUUUGUGUCCCCAUCGCUCAUAAUUGCAGCCAGCUAUGUCACACAGACUAUCAUAAGCAGAACAAACUCUAUCUUAAACCCAGAAAGGAUGUUGUUGCCUUUCCAGCUCCUACAAGGCUGUUCUAGUGCUUCUAAUUUUCCAGUCAAAAUGGAAACUUCCCCGGGUAUGUCAAUGUUUUUGUUGCACUAUUUUUCAUUUUAGGUAGCUUUUUCUCAUUUUCAAUGUGUUUAUCUCACUGUUGUAUUUCAAUAAAGUUGCUACAUCUCUCUUUAUUCAUGCCUUAGUUAAUGCUGUCAGGUUCUGUUUCCA